Microtus oregoni (creeping vole) is the source of this 2599-nucleotide messenger RNA. It is a transcript of the gene Marcks, whose product is annotated as myristoylated alanine rich protein kinase C substrate. Gene Ontology annotation, molecular function: calmodulin binding; actin filament binding. The coding region runs from base 412 to 1356 and encodes 314 amino acids. Lineage: Eukaryota; Metazoa; Chordata; Mammalia; Rodentia; Cricetidae. The transcript is spliced from 2 exons. The record is from RefSeq and is a predicted model, not a curated record. Gene Ontology annotation, biological process: actin filament organization; central nervous system development. Gene Ontology annotation, cellular component: cytoplasm; actin filament bundle; plasma membrane.
UUCAUCUGUGCACUUGGGCGUUGGACCCCGCAUCUUAUUAGCAACCAGGGAGAUUUCUCCAUUUUCCUCUUGUCUACAGUGCGGCUACAAAUCUGGGAUUUUUUUAUUACUUUUUUUUUUAAAAAAAAAACUACACUUGGGCUCCUUUUUUGUGCUCGACUUUUCCACCUUUUUCCCUCCCUCCUGCGCUGCUGCUUUUUGAUCUCUUCGACUAAAAUUUUUUUAUCCGGAGUGUAUUUAAUCGGGUCUCUUCUGUCCUCCUCGCCACCCCCACCCCCUCCCUCCGGUGUGUGUGCCGCCGCCGCUGUUGCUGCUGCCGCUGCCGCUGCUGCUCGCCCCGUCGUUACACCAACCCAAGGCUCUUUGUUUCCUCUCUUGGAUCUGUUGAGUUUCUUUGUUGAAGAAGCCAGAAUGGGUGCCCAGUUCUCCAAGACCGCAGCAAAGGGAGAAGCCGCCGCGGAGAGGCCCGGGGAGGCGGCUGUGGCCUCGUCACCUUCCAAAGCAAAUGGACAGGAGAAUGGCCACGUCAAAGUGAACGGGGACGCGUCGCCCGCGGCUGCCGAGCCCGGCGCCAAGGAAGAACUCCAGGCCAACGGCAGCGCCCCGGCCGCCGACAAGGAGGAGCCUGCGGGCGGUGGCGCCGCGUCCCCCUCGGCGGCUGACAAAGAUGAGGCGGCUGCGGCGGCCCCCGAGCCGGGUGCAGGCGCCGCCGAGAAGGAGGCCGCUGAGCCCGAGCCCGCCGAGCCUGGGUCCCCCGCCGCCGAGGCCGAGGCUGCCUCCGCCUCCUCCACGUCGUCGCCCAAGGCGGAGGACGGGGCCGCGCCGUCGCCCAGCAGCGAGACCCCGAAAAAAAAAAAGAAGCGCUUUUCCUUCAAGAAAUCCUUCAAGCUGAGCGGCUUCUCCUUCAAGAAGAACAAGAAGGAGGCGGGCGAGGGCGCUGAAGCCGAGGGCGCCACCGCCGACGGCGCCAAGGACGAGGCGACAGCAGCUGCGGCGACCAGCGAGGCGGGCGCGGCCCCGGGGGAGCAGGCGGGCGGGGCGGGCGCCGAGGGCGCGGCGGGCGGAGAAGCGCGGGAGGCCGAGGCGGCGGAGGCCGAGCAGCCUGAGCAGCCCGAGCAGCCGGCGACACAGGAGCCGCCGGCCGAGGAGCCAGCGGAGGCCGCGGGGGAGAAGGCCGAGGAGCCCGCGCCCAGCGCCGCCGCCGCCACCACCGGGGGCGAUGCGCCCUCUGCCGCCGGGCCCGAGCAGGAGGCGCCCGUCGAAGAAGCCGCGGCCUCCGCGGCCCCCACCGCGUCCCCGGAGCCGCAGCCCGAGUGCAGUCCGGAGGCGUCUGCUGCGCCCGCCGCGGCCGAGUAAGCGCGAGCCUCUUACGUCAUCGAAGAACUUUUCCCUUCGUUUGUUUGUUGGAGUGGUGCCAGGUACUGGUUUUGGAGAACUUGUCUACAACCAGGGAUUGAUUUUUAAAGAUGUCCUCUUUUUUUUUUUUAAUUUUACAUUUUUUUUUUUUUAAGCAGCAAAUUUUGUUCGUUCUUUUUUUUUAGCCCCCUUUCCCACAGAUCCCAUCUCAGAGCAUUGUUACCACCAUUCCGACUGGUCGAGGACAGUGUAGACAGCUUCCUCUGCCUUCUUUCUUCUUUCUUUAAUUUUUUUUUGCAUCAGUAUUAAUGUUUUUUGCAUACUUUGCAUCUUUAUUAAAAAAAUGUAAACUUUCUUUGUCAAAUCUAUGGACAUGCCCAUAUAUGAAGGAGAUGGGUGGGUAAAAAGGAAUAGCAAAUGAAGUGAUAGGGGCCACUAUGGGAAAUUGAAGCAGUGCACAACAUUGCCAAGAUAAUAUGCCACUAGAGAUGAUGCUGUAAAGGCUUAGGGUUUUUUGUUUUUGUUUUUUAAAGAAAAAUUAUUACGAUGUAUUUUGUGAGGCAGGUUUACAACACUACAAGUUUUGAAUAAGAAGGAAAGAGAAAAAAAUAAAAACACCAAUACCCAGAUUUAAAAAACAAAAAGAUCAUAGUCUUAGGAGUUCGUCUAAAGGAUAGGAACUUCUUGCUUAUCUCCUGUUAGCUGUACCAGUCAGUGAUUACGUAGAAUUACAAGUUGUAUAGGCUUUAUUGUUUAUUGCUGGUUAUGACCUUAAUAAAGUGUAAUUAUGUAUUACCAGCAGGGUGUUUUUAACUGUGACUAUUGUAUAAAAACAAAUCCUGAUAUCCUUCAGAAGCACAUGAAGUUUGCAACUCUCCGCCCUGCCCAUUUUUGUAAAACUUCAGUCAUCUUGGACCUUUUAAACACGAAUUUGAAACUCAACCAAGCUGUGAUAAGUGGAAUGGUUACUGUUUAUACUGUGGUAUGUUUUUGAUUACAGCAGACAAUGCUUUCUUUUCCAGUUGUCUUUGAGAAUAAAAGAAAAACAAAUCUUCAGAUGCGAUGGUUUUGUGUAGCAUCUCGUCUAUCUUGUUUUGUAAAUACUGGAGGAGCGGUGACCAAUUGGGCCUAGAGCUGGAAUGUAACUUUCCUUACAGACAUUGCUAUUCAACUCCUGCUUAAGGUGUUCUAAUUUUCUGUGAGCACACUAAAAGCAAAAAAAAAUAAAUGUGAAUAAAAUGUA